Suillus paluster is the source of this 519-nucleotide messenger RNA. RefSeq lists its product as uncharacterized. The record is from RefSeq and is a predicted model, not a curated record. The transcript has 3 exons. NCBI's taxonomy places the organism in Eukaryota, Fungi, Basidiomycota, Agaricomycetes, Boletales, Suillaceae. Bases 1 to 519 code for a protein of 172 amino acids.
AUGACUUUCAAGGACAUCUUUUCUUCACCAAACGUGAUGGUCCAAGUCUGCACACGCGCCUUCACCGACUUCUGUCAUAAUCAUCUUAGUAUACAGAUACAUCACACCCACAAAAGUCAUGCAAAGGAGAUAGAUCGCGUCGAGAGCUCGUCUGGGCCCGCGCGUACGCACGAACGUUUAGCAGAUUCCAAGCCGACAAUUGUUGGUCCUAGGGUGGAACACAAGGACGAGUUCACCUGCAAAGGAGGUGUUGAUGCCGGAAGACUUGUGAAUCUAGCUCGAAAGGGCUUGUAUUCCACAGCGAAGGAGAUGGGAGGUAAUGUCCUCCUCGAAGAAAAAUGGGACUGCGAGAUUCGGCAUCCCAGAUCCCAGUGCCGCGACCAAUUCAAGGUCACAAUUCAUUAUUCCGCCACGGUGGCACGAUCGUUCUGUCCAGACGCACAGAAACCUGUUGAAAUUCAAGCAGCCAAAGGUAUCAAGGGAUUAAUGACCGUUAUAGAUCGUCAACCAGAGUGUUGA